Molecule: messenger RNA, 2248 nt
Organism: Drosophila miranda
Lineage: Eukaryota; Metazoa; Arthropoda; Insecta; Diptera; Drosophilidae
Exons: 2
Coding region: 147-2093 (648 amino acids)
Source: RefSeq, a predicted model, not a curated record
ACAGCAGCCAGGCAGCCAGGCAGCAGACCAGACCCCCAGAACCCCAGACCGAGACCGAAACCAAAACCGAGCCCGGGCCCAACAGUUUAGCGACGGCAACGGCAGGUGCCAUUUGAAGUGUGCGGACGGUAGAAUGGUUUUUUUGGAUGCGAACGAAAGCAGCGGCGCUUUCAUUUCCAAUUUCCCAUAAGGGAAAUCCGCGUUUAUAUUGCCCCCCGACGGUGACGGUGACGGCGGCGGCGACGGCAACAGCGAUGAGUGCGUGCGGCGGCAAUGUUCGCGACGGUUCGAGUUUUUAUUCCACCGCCCCCGCUUUCAAAUUCGAUGUCAUGCCAAAGAUAACGACAGCGACGUCGGCAGCGGCCGCAGCAACGGCAGCGACGUCGACUACAGCGUUGGCAACGGUUAACGUGGAAAAUAAAUUCGAAGCGGCAGAGCCAACGGCUUUUAGUUUUCGAACAGCGGCGGCGGAGCAUACAACACAACAGCGAUCCGAGCAGAUCGCCAGCAGCAGCAGCAGCAACCAUAAAGCAACAACACCCACAACAAAAGCAACAUCAACAACAGCAACAGCAACAGCAACAGCAAAAGAAAGUGAACCAAGAACUAGAAUUGCAGCAACAUCCAAAGAGAGGCAUAAAAGGAACGAAGAAAACGGAUCUACCGCUCCAUGUGAACAGCGUCUGCAGCGUCUGGCCAGGCACAAGGCUCAACUCCGUGCCGCCUUCUUCAAGGACAUUAUCCAUCAUAUAGAAGAGCCCACGAGCAGAAGUCCAACAGAAAGAGCCGCAGGCACUGAAACUGGAGCCAAAACCCCAGGAGAGGAGAACACCGGGCGAACGGAAGAGCAAGUGAAACCCAUCCAGCUGUUGAUUCACAAAUUCCAGGCCAUGAUUGUGCAGCAGGAACAGCAGGCGGAACGCGAGCGGGAGCUGAAGGCAGCCGCUGCCUCGGGCGGAACGGCCACCAGUGCCGCCAACUCGGAUGAGGGCUGCAAUGUGACCGGGGGCGGGUUGAGUCCCUACAGCAGCGACAACGAGGAUUCCGGUGCUACAGUGGGCGCCACCUCGCGCUCCCGGAAGGGCAAGGUAACGCGCUGCGCCAGCAGCGACUCCGCCUUGGGCCUGGAAGUGGACGAUGUCCACAUCGAGGUGGUGACAAUUCCGCCCCAACGUCGCAUGACCCUGACCGUCACCGAUCUGCCGCUGCGUCCGGCCCUGUUGCCUUUGGCCGAGCCCACCGCUCUGCCGGACUCGUCGCCCCUCACCUCGCCCACCGGUACCGGGGGAUUGGUCGGUGCCGUUGGAGUGCCCACCAAGGUGCUGCUGGAGGAGAGACUGGUGGCCGCACUGGCAGCUCCACCCGGCUCCAGGCGGGAGUCCACGCAGAGCUGCUUCAGCGAGCUGGGGGCCGGGGUGCGCUACGUGCGCACACCAUCGGUGGUGGUGUCCGACUACUCGGACGACAUCACCGCCUGCGGCAUCAGCAUGGAGGAGAUGGAGUACUUUCGGCUGCAGCGGUCCCGCGGGCAGCGCCGCUGCUCGCUGGAAGCGGGAGCAGCCUCGGCCGCCGGCAUGGGCCAAGGAUUUGCCAAGGACGAAGGCCAGUCGGAUGUCAGUGCCGCGAGCAGCUGCAGCAAUCUCUACUACUGCGGCUCCACGAUAUCCGCCCUGGACGGCGGCGAGUGCAUUGUGAAUGGCGUUCGUGUGGCCCUGGCCAGAAAGUCCAGUCGCAGUCACAGCACCAGCGGCGACGAGGACGACGAUGAGGAGGUGGAGGUGGACGAACCGGUGAUUGAGGAUCUCGAGCUGGAGGAGGAGGAUCAGCAGCAGCAGCAGCAGCUGCAGGUGCAAGCGGAACAGGAGGAUCAGCAGAAGCAACAGCCGCAGCCACAGCCACAGCCACAGAAGCAGACACAGACGCAGAGGGAUCGUGUUGGGGAGAGGGCCACAGCGACAGAGGAAGAUCCACACCGUCUGCUCAGCGAAAUGCUGGCUGCCACGCUGCUGCGAGAUGGCACCAAGAAGGUAUGUUGCAAGUUACGCUUAAUUAAUAGGGAUUGGAUUCCGCUCCGUUCCGGGAAUAUUCAAUAAAAAGAUACAGAAGAGUGAACAGAAAGAGAGAGAGCGAGAAAGAGAGAGAGAGAGAGGGAAGUAACGAAAGACUUAGGCAAAGAACUCAAGUGGCAAGUGUCGGCGGAGGUGGACGUAAAGGAGGAGCAGGUGCAGGAGCAGGAACAGAAGACAUG